Messenger RNA from Dimorphilus gyrociliatus, 1202 nucleotides. Lineage: Eukaryota; Metazoa; Annelida; Polychaeta; Dinophilidae. The record is from the annotation of a GenBank genome assembly.
CUACAUUUCUUUAAAGAGAAUAAGACAAAAUGUUUAAAUUAGAGGAGCGUCUAUUAUCUACUAUCUGCAACAUAUUUAUAUAUAAAGAUAUAGAGUAUAUUAUAUGCUCCCUAUGCAAAACCGGAAGUAAACUCUAAGAUUGCUUAACAACACUGGUUUUCUUUUAGUGUUUGUUUAAAAAACUUUGUUUAUUAAUGUUGAGGUCACCCGCUUAUGGAAAAUCAAAUGAGGAGCAGGUCAAGCUAUACCAUCCUUGAAAUAGAUGAUCUUCAUAACCCUGAGGUUCUUUGUGGUAAUUCGGGGAUAAGUGGUUCAAUUCAAUUACAUAAAUACGAUGAUAUUCCCGCGUUUCUGAAAGGGAAUCCUUACGUAAAAGAAGGCUAUAGGGUCCUGUUACCAGGAUAUUUAUGCCUGAGGAGUUUAUUCUCAUGGAGUAACGAAAGUAUUAAUAUAUGGUCACAUGUACUAGGAUGUCUCAUAAUAUUCUUUUUAAUGAUUUAUGAUAAUAUAAUUGGUAUUCCAAGUUUACAUGGAACGAAAACUGACCAUGUUAUAGUAACUAUCGGUUUACUUUGCUUCCAAUUUUGUCUAUUAUCGUCUGCUGGUUAUCAUUUAUUUAUGUGCCAUUCUGAAAAAGCAUCGGAAAGGUGGUUGGCUUUGGAUUUAAAUGGAAUUCUAGUUGGAUUAUUAGGUUGUUAUUUACCAGGUGUACAUUACGCCUUCUUUUGCAUGUCGGUAUGGAGAGAUGUUUACUUAAUUACGAUAUGUUUCUUAUUUGGAGGAUUAUUUUGCUUGCAAAUGAAACCCAAAUUCUUAACCGCGCGUUACUAUAGGCUUAGGAUAAUACUCUAUGUUCUCAUAUGUGCGUAUGGAAUAAUACCCAGCCUUCAUUGGGUAUGGCUUAGUGGAGGAGUAUCUAAUCCUAUAGUUAAAUUCUUCUUCCCUAAAGUAGUCGUUGAAUAUUUAUUAGCAAUAUUAGCCUUUACAUUCUACAUCUCAAAGAUACCUGAGAGAUUUAGCCCAGGUACAUUCGACUUCGUAGGAAGCAGUCAUCAACUGUGGCAUAUCGUUGUUGUUAUAGCAUUUCUCUAUUGGCAUCAUGCUGGCAAACAGAUUCUUGCCUAUAGAAUUUCUAAUCAAUGUACUUAUCCAUAAGUUUUACCUUUUUUUUCUACAAUAAAAAAAAAUCAUUACGAAUAAAG